Messenger RNA from Cyanistes caeruleus (blue tit), 3386 nucleotides. RefSeq names its product cytosolic phospholipase A2 epsilon-like. NCBI's taxonomy places the organism in Eukaryota, Metazoa, Chordata, Aves, Passeriformes, Paridae. Gene Ontology annotation, cellular component: cytosol. Gene Ontology annotation, biological process: glycerophospholipid catabolic process. The record is from RefSeq and is a predicted model, not a curated record. Gene Ontology annotation, molecular function: calcium-dependent phospholipid binding; calcium ion binding.
CUGCCCAUGGAGGAGCCAGGACUGUAUCCUGAAAGCAUGUCUAAAGGAUUCCUGCCCAUGGAGGAGCCCGGAGUAGAUCCUGAAAACAUGUCUCAAGAAUUGCUGCCCAUGGAGGUGCCAGAAACACUCUAUUACAUGAAUAAAGGGAAGACCAUGAUACCAUCAAAUGCACUACAGGAUGGAAGCUCAGGGCUUGGUUCCUUGGGAGAUGGUGAAUGGCAAAGAAGGAAUGCUGACAGCACUGGGCCAGACCAAGGUGAUUUCAAGAUAGAAUCCUCUCCUUGCUACCUGUUGACCGUCAGGAUCAUCCGGAUGAGAAAUCUCCGGCGAGUGGAUGCCUUAAGCCAGGCUGAUUGCUACGUGUCCCUGUGGCUGCCAACGGCGACGUGUGAAAGGUCACGCACUAAAACUGUGAGAAAUUCUGACAAUCCAGUGUGGAACGAAACCUUCUACUUCAGAAUCCAGAGUCAGGUCAAGAAUGUGCUGGAGCUCACAGUGUACGAUGAGGAUUUUGCUACUCCAGAUGACCAUCUACUCUGUGCACUCUUUGAUACUGCGAAACUUCCACUUGAAAAAACAGUGAUCCUGUACUUCAAGCCUAGCCCAGAUGCCAAGGAGGAACUAGAGGUUGAAUUCAAAUUGGAGGUUGCACCUGGUCCUCAUGAGAUGAUUGCUAGCAAUGGAGUGCUGGUGUGUCGUGAACUUUGCUGCUUGGAAGUUGAAGUGGCAGAGAAGACGAAGCAAAAAUCAAAGAAGGAACUUUCCCUCACUGUGAAGGGCUCCUUCCAGGGGACUCAGGAUAUCAUGCUGGGCCCCAAUGGAGUUGUCAGCCCGUCGUGUCCCAUCGAGUUCCACUACAUCAAGUACGCAGAGCCAACACUGGAUGUCAUGCUGCCAAAGAAGAGGCGCUACCACCCUUGGUCCUGCAGGUACAGCACAGAGACGGGCUCCCCAGUCGUGAUGCUGAACUCGCUGCCCAUGGGAAGGAAAACGACCAUUGCAGAGGAGAAAAGAUUUGACUUGAAUGUGACAGCAAAACCUUGUAAUUGCUCAUGCCACCAAGACCUGGACAUGCGCUUUGGGUUUAACUUGUGUUCUGAAGAGAUGGCUUUCCUGGGGAAGAGAAAGAGAUACGUAGCAAGUGCUCUCAAAAAUGUUUUUCACCUACCACACGAUCUGCAGGAUCAAGAAGUCCCUGUUGUGGCUAUCAUCACGACAGGCGGAGGGCUGAAGUCAAUGACAGGAUUGUAUGGCAGCCUCAUGGGACUCAAGAAGUUAAAUCUCCUGGACUGUGUGACAUACAUCAGCGGGCUGUCCGGCACCACAUGGACCAUGGCCAACUUAUACAGAGAUGCCUACUGGUCACAGAAGGACCUGGACUCACAUAUUGGUGAAGCCCAAAAACAAGCAACAAAAUGCAAGAUGGGCUGUUUCUCCAUGGAUCGCAUGAAGUACUACAACAAGCAGCUUUGCCAGAGGAAAGAAGAGGGAUACAGGACAUCAUUUAUAGAUCUUUGGGGUCUCAUGAUUGAGUACUUACUAAAUGAUGGGAAAGACCCCCACAAGCUUUCAGAGCAGCAAGAAGCACUGUGUGAUGGCCAGAACCCACUGCCCAUCUACGUGUCAGUCUGCGUCCGGGACAGUUACAGCACCAAUGAUUUCAAAGAGUGGGUGGAGUUCACUCCCUACGAAGUGGGACUGCUGAAGUACGGCGUGUUUGUUCGCACGGAGCAUUUCGGAAGCGAGUUCUUCAUGGGCCGCUUGUUAAAAAAGCUCCCUGAAUCCCGCAUCUGCUACCUUCAAGGUAUGUGGAGCAGUAUAUUUUCUGUGAACCUUUUACAAAUAUGGGGACUGUCCCAUAGUUCAGAGGACUUCUGGAAGAGAUGGACACAAGACAGAAUAGAUGAAGUUGAUGAGGACCCGGUGUUGCCCACAAGACCCCACGAGCUGAGGACUCGCAUGUACACCCCCCCUGGCGCCCUGUCCAGCGCCCUUCGGGGGGCACUGACCGACCGCUUCUCCGUUGCCCAGCACCACAAUUUCCUGAAGGGCUACCAGCUGCACAACAGCUACAUGGAGAACGAGCACUUCUGUCGGUGGAAAGACACUGUGUUAGACUCACGUCCCAACCAGCUGAUGCAAAAUCCCGAUCAGCUGGGCAUGAUAGAUGCUGGAUUUUUCAUCAAUACCAGCAGUGCACCACUUUUAAGGCCACAGAGGGAAGUGGAUGUCAUCAUCUAUCUAAGUUAUACUACUGGAUCACAUACAUCGUCUCUAGAUAAGGCGUGUAAAUACUACUCAGAGCAGAAAAUCCCAUUCCCAACAAUUUCUUUGACUGACGAAGAUAAGAAAAAUCUGAAGGAGUGCUACGUCUUCCAAGAUUCAGAUUUGCCAGGAUGUCCAAUUGUGAUUUUUCUUCCCCUUGUGAAUGAUACCUUCCAAGAGUACAAAGCACCUGGUGUCAAGCGCUGUUGCUCAGAGAUGGAUGAAGGCCAGCUUGAUUUGACCAGCUGCUGUUCCCCCUACUGCAUGUUCUCUGUCAGAUACACCGAUGAGAAUUACCGCAAGCUGCUGAAUCUCAGCGAGUACAACAUCCUCAACAACUCUCAGAUGAUUAUGCAGGCCUUGCAGACAGCGAUGCAAAGGAGAAGGCAGAAAAUGUGCUGAUUGCUCUUAUCUUCUCUGAGGAGUUUUUCAUGCUCUAGGACCCAGAAGGGACAUACCUUUUUCAAACACUGGUCAUUCUGCACUACAGAAACUAUCCCAGCUGGUGCAGUGGUUUGCUGGGGUUUUUCUAUCCCCAAGAAGUGGUCUCUAUAAGCAAAGACAUUGUGUGGGAAAUUUUUACUUACGUUUUGUUUCAUCAAUUAAGGUUGUCUGUAGAGCACUCUUUGCCUAAAAUACUUGUUAGAUUUUUAAAUAGUGUGAUUUUAAGCAUAACUUAUUAUAAUAUAUAGGAAAAUGAUUUAAUAAUUAUAAAGGAAAAGAUUUUUUUACCGCCAUAGCACUACAGUUAUACAACACAGCCAACACACCUACAGGCCAUAAGAAGGGAGUAUAAACUUCUGCUCCCACAAUUCUGCUUUGUGGAACAUGAGAUAUGACCUGUCCUGGAAAACAAAGAGAACCUGAGACACAACUGGAAGCUGGUAAUGGAUCCCUUGGUCAACUCUGUUUUGCAAGUGUCCCAAAGAGCAGCCAGGGAGGCUGGAAAAGUGAAGAGGGACAAGUGUGUGCACACAACCAGCCCUAUGAUCUCAUCCACAUCCUGGGCUCUCUUGGGCUGUGAAUGAAUCAUAUGUGAUGGGAAGGAGCAACUUAGGAGGAAGUGGCAUAAGACUUUUCACAUAAAAUGUUUUUUUUAAAGAAAAGGGUGUAAUUUGGGC